This is a messenger RNA of Fonsecaea pedrosoi CBS 271.37, 1575 nucleotides long. RefSeq lists its product as uncharacterized. Gene Ontology annotation, molecular function: transmembrane transporter activity. The record is from RefSeq and is a predicted model, not a curated record. The transcript is spliced from 5 exons. Lineage: Eukaryota; Fungi; Ascomycota; Eurotiomycetes; Chaetothyriales; Herpotrichiellaceae. Bases 1 to 1575 code for a protein of 524 amino acids. Gene Ontology annotation, biological process: transmembrane transport.
AUGGCAGCAGCAGAUGUCACUCAAGACGACCCCGACGCUCGAGUUGAUGAAACAACUGCGCUCCUUGCUCCCUCGGGUGAACAGCCCACGUCUUCUGAUAACAACGACAAUGACGCGCCAACGUCAACGUCCAAUGGAGCGAAUGGCAAGGGAGAAGACAAACCGCUGCCCAAGGAUCAACUCUUCUACCUCUGCUUCGCCCGCCUGAUCGAACCCAUCGCAUUCUUCUGCAUCUUUCCCUUCAUCAAUCAGAUGAUAUGGGACACUGGGGAAGUGGCGAAGACGGACGUUGGCUUCUACAGUGGAAUGAUUGAGUCGCUGUUUUCUCUGACGCAAAUGCUGUUCAUGAUCCCCUGGGGCAAAGCUGCCGAUCACUUUGGAAGAAAACCUGUCCUUGUCAGCUCGUUGGGUGGCGUGGCCCUGGCGACUUCUAUCUUUGGACUGAGCAAGACAAUAUGGCAGAUGAUCCUGUUUCGAUGUUUCGCUGGAGUCUUUGCUGGCACGGUCGUGACUAUCCGUGCCAUGAUUACAGAGAUUAGCACGCACAAGACCCAGGCCAGAGCAUUCAGCUUCUUUGCUUUCACAGGAAAUCUGGGGAUCUUUCUAGGUCCUCUGCUUGGAGGAGCACUCGCAAACCCUGCAACGGUAUACCCGUCUGUGUUUGGACAUAUCAAAUUCUUUCGUGACUACCCAUAUGCACUCCCUACAUUCGUAUCAGGCUCAAUCGCUAUUAUUGCUACCAUCACUCUUGCGUUGGGCAUCAAAGAAACUCUCGUGCGAUCUCCGACGCAGCAGUCCGCAGGCGCCCGGAAAGAAAUGUCGAUCCCCGACCUGCUUCGAUCUCCCAAUGUCCCGAUAACACUGUAUAUCUACGCGCACAUCAUGCUCCUGGCUUUCUCCUACACAGCUAUCGUCCCGGUGUUUUUCUUCACCCCGGUCGAUCUGGGCGGUUUCGGGUUCUCGCCCUUCCUCAUCUCGGUAUUCAUGGGUUUGGGCGGCCUCUCUCAAUCGCUAUGGCUCCUCAUUGUCUUCCCAUGGCUGCAGGCCCGCUGGGGUACUAAGAGCGUCCUGGUCCUCUGCGCAACCGCUUACCCGAUCUUCUUCGCCCUGUACCCCGUCUGCAACCUGUUCCUGCGGUACCACAUGACAGCCGUGUUCUGGACCAUCGCCCCCAUCGCCCUGGCGGUCGGCAGCGGCGUUGCGAUGUCCUUCACCGCGAUCCAGCUCGUGCUGAACGACGUCUCGCCCGGGCCCGAGGUGCUCGGCACUCUGAACGCCGUGGCGCUGACCAUGGUCAGCGGGAUAAGAGCCUUUUCCCCGGCGCUGUUUGCAAGCUUAUUCGCAACCAGCGUGCGGAGCGGGGUGCUCGGCGGCCAUGUCAUCUGGAUCUUGAUGGUUGCGCUGGCCCUGGGCUUCGCGGUUGUCAGUCGCUGGGUUCCUGAGCCUGGAAAAGACGAGGACACGCCCAAGCCUGUCAACACGCAUGGUCAUGGUGACGGCAACGGCAAUGGCAUCGCCAACGGCAACGGAGCUGCUGCAGCCGAGGCGGGUGAGGAAGACGACGACCACGAGUAA